GUUCAGCUUCUCCUUCCUCUCAAUCGUGACCAAAACCACAACCCUCCCACGAUCAAAUCAACAAUUCAUAUCAUGAAUCUUUGUUAAUGGGCACCAAAUUUAGCAACCCUUUUCACGAUCAUCAUCAAAUUAAGCAAUGAAAGGCGGGUUUUCGGCGCCUGGUGAUUACAUCUACUUCAAGUCGCAGGUCCCUCUCCAUAAGAUCCCCAUUGGCACAAAGCAAUGGAGAUAUUAUGACUUUGGUCCUAAAGUCGUGCCUCCACUGAUAUGUCUUCCUGGCACUGCUGGCACAGCAGAUGUCUACUACAAACAAAUCAUGGCACUCUCCAUGAAGGGUUAUCGAGUGAUUUCUGUUGAUAUUCCUUGCGUAUGGAACAAUCAGGAGUGGGUUCAAGCAUUUGAGAAGUUUUUGGAUGUUAUUGAUGUCCACCAUAUACAUCUUUAUGGCACAUCCCUGGGAGGAUUCUUGGCACUACUUUUUGCUCAGCACCGACCACGGCGAGUUAAGUCAUUGGUACUCUCAAAUGCGUUCUUGGAGACAAAAUAUUUUGCAGCUGCCAUGCCUUGGGCUCCUGUUGUUGGCUGGACCCCUUCUUUUCUGCUGAAACGAUAUGUCUUAACAGGAAUACCUAGUGGUCCUCAUGAACCAUUUAUUGCGGAUUCUGUGGACUUCGUUGUCGCACAGGUUGAGACCCUCUCAAGAGAGGAUUUGGCUUCCAGGUUGACCUUAUUAAGUGAUGCUGCUUCAGUUGGACCACUAAUGCUUUCAGACUCUUUCAUCACUAUAAUGGAUACAAACGACAAAUGUGCAAUACCUCAGCAACUCAAAGAUCAUGUAAGCGAAAGGUAUCCUGGUGCAAGACGAGCAUACAUUAAGAGUGGCGGUGAUUUUCCAUUUCUUUCACGCCCGGAUGAAAUUAAUCUCCAUCUUAAGUUGCACCUGAGACGGGUUGGUGUAGAAGCUCGUGAAGACCUGGUUCCAGGAAUCCCAAAGGCUGGCGAUGGUGCUGAUGGCGGCAGUGGUGGUGGUGCUGGUGGCUCUGGCGAACCAAAAGAUGAUCAAGAAAAAACUGAUGAUGCUUCAAACCCUGAUGGCCCUUCCAGCAAUGAGGGUCAGCCUCCUCUUGAUCCAGAAAGUAACGAUUCUCAAAAUCCAGACAACCAGCCGCUCGGUGAUGACUCUCUUCCACCUCUCCUACUAAAAGCAUUCUUUGAGAAAAACGAAGUCGUUCUGGCCACAAGUUUUCAGCAUUUCAUGCUCAAGUUUUUCGUUCUUUAUUAUCAACUUCCUGUUAGCUUGUUAACUUUGUACAUCAAAGAUGAGUUUCGAUUGUUUGUGUAAAUGCCAACUUUUUUGUUUGUAAAAUAUUUUUUGGUUAUUGUUUCUAUACAACCAUUUCAUUUUAUCUUGUUGGUUACGCAAACGUUUCGAGUGUAUUUUUUGUUGCUGGAAAUCGAAGUUUGAACGUUAUGGU
Cynara cardunculus var. scolymus (artichoke) is the source of this 1475-nucleotide messenger RNA. RefSeq names its product maspardin. The coding region runs from base 137 to 1342 and encodes 401 amino acids. The transcript has 8 exons. The record is from RefSeq and is a predicted model, not a curated record. Lineage: Eukaryota; Viridiplantae; Streptophyta; Magnoliopsida; Asterales; Asteraceae.